AUAAGUCACACGCGCUUCACGAGCCGGGAGUGCGGUGCGGCCAGCGCUGGAGCGCCGCAUCUUUAGAGGUCACGUGGAGUCGUCGGGAUAGAUCCGUUCGUCAAACGACAUUGAGCCUCUUCGGGACGCAGUCUCUGAACCUGCAGGGAUGCGUGGUUGUCGUAGCACCAAUGUGGGACCCACCUUUCGUCUACGCUCAUGACAGAAAUGGAACAGCUGCAGGUCUGGAUUUACACUUCGUAAACUUCUUUUCGUACGCCGCGAACUGUUCUCUGCAUGUUCUUCCUGUGAACAAAGUUGCCACGAAUCUGCGUUACCCGUAUGGGGACAACCAGGUUUUUACGAUGAGAAAUCGUCGUGCGGCUGGCGAGCCUCGCCCAGUGCAGACGCUGGCACACGGUGGCGCCGACCUCGUCGUGGGGGGCGUGUACCCCACUGUAGACAGGGCUCGCUUCUUCGCCAUUAGCGACGGCUACAUCGACGACACGAUACAGUGCUACGUGGUGCCAGAACACCGCAUCCCUCGCUGGAAGUACCCCUACGCCGUGUUGCAGCCCAAGGUGUGGCUGUGCCUCGUCAUGGCGAUGGUGGCGCUAGUAGCCGUGCUGUCACUGGGGAACGAGCAGGGCGUGAUGGCCAACGCCAUGACGGUUCUCGGCGUGCUCACGGAAGGCAGUUGGGCUUCGCGUUCGAGUCAGUCGCGGCAAUGCUCCGCUCUCAUCGUACUCUGGGUGGUGUUCACCAUGCACUUCAACUCCGGCUACCGCGCUGUGCUGUCCACGGCCAACGUAGGCCGUUUGGUGACUCGAGGAUUUUCGUCGUUAGAGGAAGUGAAGGAAUCGGCUGCGCGUGUUCUCAAGUUGUCGGCGAUUCUCGCAAACCAAGUCGAAGAAAUACUCGGUCCUGUUGAAAUAUGCGGAAAUCUUGACAACUGUUCCAGAAUAGUUCGUAUGAAUCAGGACAGCUCAGCCAUGGUCGUUAGUAGUCGCAACAUGUGGUUUAUGAGUCCCGAGUACUUCCUGGACGAGCGCCAACGCCCUUUGGUGAAACCACUCCCAGAGACAUUGUACACGUUCUACAUGGGUGCCUUGCUGGAACGCGACUCUCCACUGCUCCCUGUUGUCAACCACGUCGUGGCCGCCAUCCGAGGAGGGGGCUUUUACAGGGCGUGGCUGUCGAGAAUGGACGCAAUGGUCCAGCGACAGGUCGUGAGGAUAAACCGACGGCACUCCAAAUGGCCUCCUAGAUUGGACUUAGCUAGAACCAUGGGCCCAUUCGCUCUUCUUGUGACUGGGCUAGCUGCUUCGACGUGCGUCUUCGUCACAGAGCUCCUGUGGCCAAGUUGUGCAGUUCACAACCGACAGCGGCAAGUCCGCAAAACCGCAGGAAGUUCUAAAUACGAUAUUACGUUAGAAGAAAGCCCUGUGAAAAGCGAUCGGUCUGAAAUGGGUGACCAGAAUACAAUGGCGUAAUCCAUUCAAAAGCAUGUCAUACGUAAGCCACGUGUUGUUCAACUGAGCGUUCCCAUUCGUGUAUGGAAAAGACUGAGUUCGUUAUCCAGGCCACAAUCGCUAUUUCCUGGUCCAGAUUCGUCUUCAGCAGUCCCGUUUUGCAAUACAGCGACUCGCAGAGAGCGUGGCUUUGAUAAUUUCUAGUUUU
Thrips palmi is the source of this 1659-nucleotide messenger RNA. RefSeq lists its product as uncharacterized. The record is from RefSeq and is a predicted model, not a curated record. NCBI's taxonomy places the organism in Eukaryota, Metazoa, Arthropoda, Insecta, Thysanoptera, Thripidae. The transcript is spliced from 8 exons. The coding region runs from base 171 to 1472 and encodes 433 amino acids.